UGUGAGCGUCGCGCAAGUGAAACGAACGACAAUUCCGAAAACGACAAACUUUUUUAAUAUCCAAGUGAACGGCGGCGGCGGCGGCGUUGUUGCACCGAAAUAUAUCCGAGGCGUUCCAGAAAAAAAAGUAAAGCACAACAAUUCAAACGACCGCAGGGACCCAUGGAAAUAAGACGGGUUGCCGACCGAAUCUAAAAGUUUUUUCCAAACCACCAAGCACUUUUUUUUAAAACCCCAAAAACUGUGACAAAAAAUAAGAAAAUUAAAAAUAAAAAACUCUCGGAACUCUGCAUCAAAACAAGUGAAAUUAUAUAGUGAAAUAUUAAAAUAUAAAUAAAGAUAUUCAACGGUUCUACACUCGCAUUUUAAGCGAAACACAAAAAAAAAGAAAAGAAAGCAUAUCGCGGUGACGGAAGAAACCCCGCCGUUGUCAUGGAGCACAUGAUGAAUCCGUUCAUGUCACCCGCUUAUCUGCUCGGCCAUGGCCCACAUCCCCAUCAUCAGCAGCAGCAGCAGCAUACCCCGCAUCAGCAUCAGCAGCAUCAUGCCUCCUCGCCGGCCAGCUCACCCGGUGGCUCCAGUGGCUCUGGCUCUGGCUCCGGUUCGGGCUCUGCUUCGGGUUCCUCGAAACCCAAACGUUGGGGUUCACCGCCCAUCAACCUGGCCGGACAGUUCAUCAAUCCGGCAACGGGCAAGAAACGUGUCCAAUGUUCCAUCUGCUUUAAAACCUUCUGCGACAAGGGUGCCCUGAAGAUUCACUUUUCGGCCGUGCAUCUCCGUGAGAUGCACAAAUGCACCGUGGAGGGUUGCAAUAUGGUGUUUAGCUCAAGGCGUUCAAGGAAUCGUCAUAGCGCCAAUCCAAAUCCCAAACUUCACUCACCGCACAUCCGACGCAAGAUCUCACCCCAUGAUGGACGCACCGCUCAGCAGUUUCCGGUCUUUCCGCCGGGAGCGGCGGCCGCUGCUGCUGCCGCUGCCGCUGGACGUCUGCCAGCGGCUUUUCCGGGAUUGUUGCCACCACCGCCACCGCAUCAUCAUCAUCAUGGCCAUCAUCCGUAUGUAAUGUUCCCGCAUGGUUUGAGUCUGCUACCAGGUUGCCAGGAGCUGGUCAAGGCAGAUGCUGGAGGCGACACCGAUCCGGAGGCUGAUGUCGAUGCCGAGGAUGAUGGUGACUUUGUGUAUGUGGAUAUGCAGGGUAAUAGCUCCAGUCCAGCGGCUUCCAGUGAGGAGGAGCAAGAGCAGGAACAGGAUCAAGAACAGGAACAGGAUCAAGACCACUAUCAAGUUCCAGAAGCAGAUCAGUAUCAGGAACCGGAUGAGGAGAUGCACUGUGGUCUGAGUCUGGCCAGCAGCAGCAGGAGCAGCAGUAGUCGUUGCAGCAUUGCUGCGGAUGAGGAGCGAGCGGAUCAACCGCUGGACUUUAGUCUGCACAAACGUUGCAAAUCCUCCGAGAGGGAGGAUCAAGAGGUGAAACGGGAACGCGACUGGGAGCAGGAGCAGGAAUCCGAAAAAGAGCACGAGGUUAAGCGGGAGAAACGCUCGCCCAGUCCCUGUGGCGGUGCCUUUUCCAUGGAGCGUCUCCUGGGCAAACGCAAGCGUCAUGACAGCAAUGCCUCUAGCUCCGCCGGUUCCACAGUAGCUCCCACCGCUGCUUCCUCCUCUCUUCUGCCCGAGACAAGCAUCAAAAUGGAACUGGAUACGGAGAGUGACAGCAUGGAUCUAUCCCGACGGCGUCCAGUGUUACCGCUGCCCGUUUUGGAUCUAGAGGAGCAGCAUCAUCUUCGGUUGUUGCAAACGCAAAUGUUUGCUGCCGCAGCAGCGGCUGCAGCUGCUCAACCGCCCACCGCCUUCCUGCCGCCAACGGGUACUUCUGUGGAUUUGCCCAAAGGUUCACCGCCCAUGUGGAGUUUGCUCUCUGAAAUGUAUCGCUCCAUGUUGCUCAAGACGCAACAACAACAGCAGCAGCAACAACAGCAACAGCAGCAGCAACAUCAGCAACUACAGCAGCAGCAACAGCAAUUGCAGCAGCAGCAGCAUCACCACCAUCAUCUCCACCUGAGCCACCUGAGUCUGGAGCGGCAUCGCCACCACCACCACCAUCAUCACCACCUGGGUCAGCACCACCAGCAGCCGCAGCCGCAGCAAUCGCCGGCGGCAACAAAUGCUGCCAUUUCCGUCUAGCUCUAGAGGAUGUCCUUGAAUCCUUAGUCAAAUGUGUUUUUUUUUUGUAAUUGUGUAUUUGUAUUUAGAAUCCUGGG
Drosophila serrata is the source of this 2258-nucleotide messenger RNA. RefSeq names its product disconnected (gene disco). Lineage: Eukaryota; Metazoa; Arthropoda; Insecta; Diptera; Drosophilidae. Gene Ontology annotation, biological process: regulation of DNA-templated transcription. The record is from RefSeq and is a predicted model, not a curated record. Gene Ontology annotation, cellular component: nucleus.